AUGGACAAUUACCCAAAGUUCGAAAAGGCGGGCGGCGCGGAUGGCGUCGCGGAGAAGAAACGCGCGGCGAGGGAGGCGAAGGAGGCGCACCGUCUGGCGCAGCGCGAGCGCGAGGCGCGCGAAGCUUCGCUCAAGGCGCUCGCCGCGGACAGGAAGGAGUAUAAGCGUCGAAAGGACGAGUGUCGCCUCAAGGGCGCGUGCCUCGACUGGUGCAACGUCGGGAAGUGUCACUUCGGGAGCGAGUGUCAGUUCGAGCACGUGGACGAGAUGAGAGGGACGCUCGUGGAGCUCGCGAAGAGGAUCGACGCCGCGGACGUGGGCGGGAAGAAGGGGAUAGUCAAGAACGCGGAGGAAGCGGAGCGACGCCGACGAGGGAAGUCGACGAAGAAGGAUAAGGACGGGAAGGAAAAAAAAGAAAACGGCGGCGGCGACGAGAGCGACGAGAGCGAGGACAGUUUCGAUCGCGCCGGCCGCGCCGGCGACGCGAGCGACAGCGACAUCGACAGCGACGACGCGAGCGACGGCGACGGCGACGCCUCCGCGAAGAAGAAGAAGAAGGAGAAGAAGAAGGAGAAGAAGAAGGUCCUCAGGCGCGUUCUAUACACUGGUUCCCAUACGACCGCGUCGGCGCGGUGA
Messenger RNA from Micromonas pusilla CCMP1545, 636 nucleotides. RefSeq lists its product as uncharacterized. Bases 1 to 636 code for a protein of 211 amino acids. Gene Ontology annotation, molecular function: metal ion binding. The transcript is spliced from 2 exons. NCBI's taxonomy places the organism in Eukaryota, Viridiplantae, Chlorophyta, Mamiellophyceae, Mamiellales, Mamiellaceae. The record is from RefSeq and is a predicted model, not a curated record.